This is a messenger RNA of Daucus carota subsp. sativus, 1330 nucleotides long. Its product is annotated as non-functional NADPH-dependent codeinone reductase 2-like. The record is from RefSeq and is a predicted model, not a curated record. The coding region runs from base 73 to 1044 and encodes 323 amino acids. Gene Ontology annotation, cellular component: cytosol. Lineage: Eukaryota; Viridiplantae; Streptophyta; Magnoliopsida; Apiales; Apiaceae. The transcript is spliced from 3 exons. Gene Ontology annotation, molecular function: aldose reductase (NADPH) activity.
CUGAUCACAUAUGCAAAAUCAAACAACAAAAACACUUUAUUUUCACUUGUAAAUUUUACUACCAACUAAGAGAUGGCUGCACAGAUCAUUCCAACAGUUACUUUGAACUCUGUCGACGCGAAAUCGAUGCCGGUUUUGGGACUAGGCACUGGUGGUUUCCCCCCUUCACCACCAGAAGUAGUGAUCAAGGCAGUGCUGGAUGCAAUUGAGCUUGGUUACAGGAUGUUUGACACUGCUGCUUUUUACCAAACAGAGGAAGCUCUUGGUGAAGCUAUAUGUCAGGCUGUUAGUCUCGGUUUGAUCAAGUCUCGCGACGAGGUCUUUCUCACCUCUAAGGUCUGGUGCAAUGAUACUCAGGCAGAUCGGAUCCUCCCUGCCCUCCAAAAGACACUACAGAUUAUGAAGUUGGAGUACCUUGAUCAGUAUCUUGUGCAUUGGCCAGUGAGCUUGAAGCCCGAGGCAAACCCUUUUGCCCUAAAGCCGGAUGAUGUUCUUCCACUGGACCUGAAAUCUGUUUGGACAGCCAUGGAAGAGUGCCAAAAACUCGGCCUUACCAAAUCUAUUGGUGUGAGCAAUUUCUCUUCCAAGAAGGUUGCUGACAUUCUGGCUUUUGCUAAGAUUCCUCCAGCAAUCGUUCAAGUGGAGUUCAACCCAGCAUGGCAACAAGGGAAGCUGAAGGAGUUCUGCGAGGCCAAGGGAAUCAAGGUUGCUGCCUUUUCUCCUCUUGGAGCAGCAGGCGCCUUUUGGGGGACCAAAGGAGUGUUGGGAUCCGAGGUUCUGAAUGAAAUUGCAACGUCAAAAGGGAAAUCUGUAGCCCAGGUGGCUUUGAGAUGGGCCUAUGAACAAGGAGUUGUCGUUGUGAUGAAGAGUUUCAACAAAGACAGACUCAAGCAGAAUCAGGAGAUUUUUGACUGGGAGUUGAGCGCGGAAGAGUCCAAGAAGAUUGCUCAGAUCCCGCAGAGCAGGGCAAACCGUGGGGACAAUUUUGUCUUUGAAAAUGGCCCUAUCAAGUCUGUCGAGGACCUCUGGGAUGGAGAACUUUGAGAUGAUCAUUACAUGGUUGAAAUUGUUUAUGAAAAUCUCCGGGAAUAAGUGAGAACACAGUCACUCAUAGAUAAUCUGUUUCAGUAUCGUCUGGUUAAUUUGUUUAAUUUCUUCAAGUGAACAUUGUCUGUUGGCUUAUAUGUGCAACAAUAUCAGUGUCUAGAAGAGGCUGAGAAGUUUGUUUACAUUUUCUUUACAUGUUUGUGCAAUUAAAAAUUGCUUGAGAAUAGUACUCCCUUAUCUUUCAUGUCAACAUCAAGCUAAUAAUAUAUUUUCUAUUUCGUAA